Molecule: messenger RNA, 2075 nt
Organism: Cornus florida
Lineage: Eukaryota; Viridiplantae; Streptophyta; Magnoliopsida; Cornales; Cornaceae
Product: AAA-ATPase At5g57480
Exons: 1
Coding region: 265-1818 (517 amino acids)
Molecular function (GO): ATP binding; ATP hydrolysis activity
Source: RefSeq, a predicted model, not a curated record
AUCCCAUGGCCAGCCAAACUCCCACAAACCCAAAACCCCUUUUACCCUCCUUUCUGAGCUUUUUGCUUUGCUUUAUUCUCCCCUUACUUUCUCUCUCUAAACUUCUCAAUUUCCCACUGACAAAUUACAAAAACCCAUUCAGCUCCACUAUAAAUCAACCGAUACCCAUUUCACACAACCCCAACAAUUCUCUUCUUCUCCCCUCAAAAUCCUUCCUUGCCCACUUUUCUCUCUCUAGUUUCUAUCUCUUUUAACACAUUGAAGAUGAAGGAGUUCUGGACUACCAUGGCUUCAGUCAUGGGCGUCUGGGCCUUCUGCCAAAGCCUCCUCCACACAGUCUUCCCUCCGGAGUUCCGCUUCGCAUUCGUCAAGCUCUUCGGCCGCUUCUUCAGCUGGUUCUCCUCCUACUGCUACUUCGACAUCACCGAGAUCGACGGCGUCAACACCAACGAGCUCUACAACGCCGUCCAGCUCUACCUUAGCAGCUCCGCCUCCAUCGCCGGCAGCCGCCUCAGCCUCACCCGCGGCCUCAACUCCAGCGCCGUCACCUUCGGCCUCUCCAACAACGACCGCCUCAUCGACGUCUACAACGGCGUCUCCGUCCUCUGGGAACACAUCGUCACGCAACGCCAAUCCCAGACCUUCUCGUGGCGUCCAUUGCCGGAAGAGAAGAGAGGGUUCACACUACGCAUCAACAAGAAACACAAAACACUCAUUCUCGAAUCCUAUCUCGAUUACAUCAUGGACAGAGCCAACGAAAUCAGAAGAAAAAAUCAAGAUAGAUUUCUAUACACAAAUUCGCGAGGUGGGUCUCUGGAUUCCAGAGGUCAUCCAUGGGAGUCUGUUCCGUUCAAGCAUCCGAGCACGUUCGAUACUCUGGCGAUGGAUCCUCUCAAGAAGUCGGAAAUCAUGGAGGAUCUUCUCGACUUCGCAAAUGGGCAAUCGUUUUAUCAGAAGACUGGGAGGGCUUGGAAGAGAGGCUAUCUUCUGUACGGACCUCCGGGGACCGGAAAGUCCAGUAUGAUCGCGGCCAUGGCGAAUUACUUGGGAUAUGAUAUAUAUGAUUUGGAAUUGACAGAAGUGCACACCAAUUCUGAACUGAGGAAGCUGUUGAUGAAGACGAGCUCGAAGUCGAUCAUUGUGAUUGAGGACAUUGAUUGCUCAAUCAAUUUGACUAACCGGAAGAAGAAUAGCAACUCCCAGGGAAGAUCAUCGUAUGAUUCUGCGGCGUUGCCGGGCGGUGGAAGUGGCGGCGACGAGGAGGGUGGGAAUACGAUUACGCUAUCUGGGUUGCUGAAUUUCACAGAUGGAUUGUGGUCGUGUUGUGGGAGUGAGAGGAUAUUCGUGUUUACGACGAACCACAUUGAGAAGCUUGAUCCGGCAUUGCUGAGAAGUGGUCGGAUGGACAUGCACAUAUAUAUGAGUUACUGUUCGUUCCCGGCAUUGAAGAUUCUGCUGAAGAAUUACUUGGGCUAUGAUGUUGGUGAUUUGGAUGAGCAAAUGUUGAACAAAUUUGAGGAGGUGAUUGAUGAGGCGGAGAUGACUCCGGCGGAUAUCAGUGAGGUUUUGAUCAAGAACCGGCGAGAUAGGGAGAAGGCAGUGAGGGAAUUGUUGGAGGCAUUGAAGGGGAAAGCGGAGAGGAAUAGAGUGAAUGGGGGUUCGAGGGAAAGGAAAUUGACAGAGGUGGAAGAGGAAGAAGAGCAAGAGAAGAGGGCUUUGGAGAGUCCAAAAGAGGGGCGUGGUGAUCAGAUGGUGGAGGAUGAAAGUUGCAAGAAAGGAGAAAAAGAGGAAGAUGAUGAUGAGAAGAAGCUUAACUGACUGAUCGAUGGUACAGAAAUGGGAAAUGGGAAAUGGGUUAUUUUUCUUGCAUGUUUUUGGGAGGGAGAGGGAGAGGGAGAGGAAGAGGGAGAGAGAGGACAGAAUGAGAAUUUGUGUAGUAGGGAGGAAAUGGACACUGCGAAUUGGGAAAAGGAAAACUGUAAGGCUCAACCAUGCUCUUCAUUUUUAUCAUGUUUAAUUAUUUAGGUGUCUUGUUUUAGCUCAAAUAAUGAAAAUCAAACAUGAUAUGACCCAUA